AUGGAUCCCUUAACAACAGGAAGUCCCUUCGAUAUCCCAGAACUUAGACACCAACUCAGCCGAUUUGUCUCUGUCAGGACUGCAUGGUCCUGCGUCCGAGUCUCCAAAGUGUGGGCAACGACCUUCAUCCCCGUUAUCUGGUUCGAGGUCGAUUUCGCAAUCCACCCUCGAUUCGCCGAACUUCCGCCGCUAACCAUCAGGAAGCAUGGACGCCUUAUCCAUAUCGUCAAGAAUGCAACCUCGCUCGCCCACGUCUCUGUCCUCACCAAUAUCAGGGUCGACCAACUGACAAGCCUCCACGUCGAAACGACCGCGUCUGUCCUGCAGUAUGCGUAUGCGUAUGAGGUUGUCUCGCGGAACAGUGCCAGUCUACAGAAUAUCCAUCUCUAUGCAGCGACCGUCCCUGCCAACAAGCGCAGUUCCUUGGCCCAUUUCGUGUCUGUCCCGGCAUUGAUUCCUUUCUCGGCCGCUUCGCUCGAGGUGACUAAGAGCUCGUCUGUCCUCAGGUCGUUGACGUUGUCCGGCCUCUGCUUGACAGGAAGCGGGUUCAUGUCGAUCCUUUUGGCGUCCCCUCUAUUGUCGGAACUGCGGUUGCUGAGCACGGAUGUUGUGGGGAUCUCGAACUGGACAUUCCGACACGCAGGCAUCAAGGUGUUUGUUUCGUGGCUCAAGAAUAUCAUCCGGUCUGAGGCAGUGAGAAGUGUCGAUGGGGUUUCUCUCCUAGCAUAUUUCCCUGCGCUCGAGGUCUUGCAUGUCAACGAUCAAGAGGGCCAGUUGACGGCUCUCUCUGCAAACAAGAUCAAGCGAGAUCUCACACGUUAUUGCCCAAAGUUGACUGUCUUUCACCUGCAGGACAAUACCGGCGCGAUCAUCCCCAAGUUCUGUUACAACGCGCCCAGUAACCUGACCGAGAUUGUCUACUUGUACGAGCACACGUCCCCAGAGGUGCUGACUUCGAUUCUCUUGCACCAGCAAUCGCUCAAGUCGGUUUCGGUCUUUUGUUCGGACAAUAUCUUUACUGCCAGCCGCCACGAAGUCGUCCCGGUCAGCGACCAUUUUGAGGCAUCGGGGCGUCUGUUGCAGCUGAUUCCGCGGGGGUGUCCGCAGCUGGAGGUCUUGUCGUUGCACCUGCAUGAGAUGGACAUGGACGAGGUCGAGAGGGGCGAGUGGGCGUGCAAGAAUUUGAAGACGCUGAGGGUUAGGAUCAAGGGGUUGGAUACGAAGAAGGCGAUCUCCAAGACUUUAUCGCAAUGGUAUGCGGGGCUGGUGACGACGUCUAAAGCGAGUUGGUCCGUGGCUACAACGGCCACGACCACUACCAAUAGCACUGGUGCUGAAGAUUCACAGGAUGCCGAUGAGCAUUGCGGUACUGCUGAAGGAGGUGGUAGUAUUGGUGAUGAUCGUGCUCUGUUUGUUGUUCGCAAGCGCGUCUCAUUCGUGACACCACUACAGCAACAUGGAGAUCGCCACCCUGUGAAGGAGCCCCCUCGAUCUCCCCAAGCUGAGGCGUAG
Linnemannia hyalina is the source of this 1512-nucleotide messenger RNA. NCBI's taxonomy places the organism in Eukaryota, Fungi, Mortierellomycota, Mortierellomycetes, Mortierellales, Mortierellaceae. The record is from the annotation of a GenBank genome assembly.